Gongylonema pulchrum is the source of this 843-nucleotide messenger RNA. Lineage: Eukaryota; Metazoa; Nematoda; Chromadorea; Rhabditida; Gongylonematidae. The record is from the annotation of a GenBank genome assembly.
CUGCAGCUAAUAUUUGCGUAUUUUUCAGGAAAAAAAACACGGAAAAUUUUUGUAUUCAAUUGCCUACUGUCUUUUGAUUCGCUUCAAGAAAUCGUGAAAUAUCCGGAUAAAGGCUACUCUUCCGAAACCAACGAAAAUAUAGCUGCUGUGAUGGCGCAAAUUGCGAGGAAAGUGAAAAAACUUGCUUCAACGCAGCUUUUCAACCUGAAAGUUCUCCUGAACGGCCGUGGAUUAUCGAAAUUCAAAAAGCGUUAUAAACUGCAUGGAGAACUUGGCCGUGGCGGAUUUGGAAUCGUUUAUCGUGGCUUUCGCAUUUGCGAUGAACUUCCGGUCGCUGUUAAAUUUAUUGACCGGAACCAAGUCCGUGACUGGGGAAAGAUGGAUGACGAGCGAGUGCCAAUGGAGAUUUGUAUGUUAGCGCGAUGUGUGAAUGUUCUGGGAGUGAUCAAGCUACUGGACUGGUACAGCACGCCGGAAGGAUUUCUGAUCGUGAUGGAACGCCCUUAUCCAUGCGUUGAUUUAUUCGAUUUUAUCAAAAGCCACAAGAAGCUUGACGAAGAUCUCGCAAGAUUUCUAUUUCGACAGAUAGCAUUCACAAUUCGCAAAUGCGCCCAACAGAAAGUGUUGCAUCGGGACCUCAAGGACGAAAAUAUCGUUAUUGACUUGGUGACUGGCGAAACAUCUCUGAUUGAUUUUGGCGCCGCAACAGUGCUCAAGAAGGGUCAUUACACGGAUUUUCAAGGUGCAGCUAGCUGUCCCUUUUUGCUUUGUUUCCCCAGUCCUUUUAUUUUCCUCCUCACUUCUCUGUUCUUUUUUAUUUGUUUAUUAUCGUUUAUUUGUUUC